AUGCUUGAUACACCAUGGCGGAAGGAAAGCAAAGAUUUGAUAAAAGACUAUCGAACAUUCCAAGAGAGAUUUGAACAGGUUAAGGAUGAAGGUAUCAGUAAUAGGCAUCAGUAUGAAUGCCAUUCAGAAAUACUAGAUAAAGCAAUGGAAGAUAUGAAUAAUGCUGAAUGUGACAACUUUGACAAUGCUGCUCCAAAUGCAGAGCAUGUCAAUCAGCAGGACUGUGCUGUUAAAGACAAGCCUAAUGACGCUCUAAGAUUAUUCUUAAGUGGAGGUGCUGGAGUUGGCAAAAGUACUGUUACAAAUGCAUUGUAUGAAGUUCUGAUCAGAUUUCUAAAUAGUAUUGCCGGGGAAAAUCCAGAUGAUGUGAAAGUUGUCAAGACUGCCCCUACUGGUAAAGCAGCAUUCAAUAUAAAAGGCAAUACACUACAUGGUGCUUUUAAGAUACUUGCCAAUAGAGGAUUUGAGUAUUGUGCACUGGACAGUGACAGACUGAAUAUCAUCAGAGCAAAACUAAACAAACUUAUGGUGAUCUUCAUCAAUGAUAUUUCUAUGGUUGGAAGUGGCAUAUUCAACUUUUUGAACUUAAGGUUACAACAAAUUAUGGGAACUAGUGAACCAUUUAGUGGAAUAAGCUUAGUAACUGUUGGAGGUCUUUUCCAGCUUAAGCCAGUUUUUGAUAAGUGGAUCUUUGAAAAUUCUCAAUCUGGCUAUAAUGAAUUUGCAACUAACAUUUGGACAGAGUACUUCACCCUCUUUGAAUUGACAGAAAUAAUGAGACAAAAAGAUGACAAAGAAUUUGCUCAGCUACUCAGUCGUUUGAGAGAAGGAAAUCAGCCUGAAGAUGAUAUAGCCAUUCUAAAACAACGGCUUCUGACUGUAAGGCCCCAACAAGAUAAUUACCCUAUGAACACGACACAUUUAUUUACUACAAAUACACCAGUAGAUGCUCACAACAAUAUAUCCUCUCUAAAACUGAGAAAUCGCAGAUUAAGGCUUUGGACAUUAUAG
This is a messenger RNA of Orbicella faveolata, 1011 nucleotides long. RefSeq lists its product as uncharacterized. The record is from RefSeq and is a predicted model, not a curated record. Lineage: Eukaryota; Metazoa; Cnidaria; Anthozoa; Scleractinia; Merulinidae. Gene Ontology annotation, biological process: DNA repair; telomere maintenance. Gene Ontology annotation, molecular function: DNA helicase activity; ATP hydrolysis activity.